CAUGUGCGAGUUUGAGGUUAGAGCGGUUUGAGCAGAGAGCGGAAGUUUUGGUGGAUUUUUAAGCUCAUUUUUUCACGAGGAAUAACCCAGGAAACAAUGGCAGAUGCGAAGAGAAAGAACUACUUCAAGAAUCAGCACAUGAAGCAGCGUAAACACAGCUUUCUGGAGCCAGGCUUGAAGGGUUUUCUGGCCACUUGUAAUUUCCGUGAGAAAGAUUGCGUCCGGGAGUGCUAUAACAUCCUCAACCAGUACAGUGAUUCACCCAAGGAGGUUGAUACUCAAGCCAACGAAGAGACUGCCAAAGAAGACAAACUCACUAACAGCGAUAAUGAGGAGGAGGAGGACAUUUCCAAGGCAUUGGAGAAGGAUGUUGCCGCAGAGAAGCAGAAGAACCAGAGAAGCAGCUUCAAGUUCAACGUUGCCGACACUGGCGUGACGAACUGUGUUUUCAUAGCCACAUCCCUGCCUGAUCCGCGAGAGCUGGGACUGAAGAUUGUCCGGGACAUUGCAGAGACGAAGGUGCAACGCUCCAAAUUCCUCCUGCGUCUGGUUCCGGUGGAAAUUGUCUGCCGGGCAAAUCUGAAGAGUAUGUCAGAUGCCGUGGGCAGUCUCUGCGAUAAAUAUAUGUUGCAGGAGCCGAAGACAUUCUCGAUUGUCUUCAACAAGCGCUACAACAACGCCAUAUCCCGGGAGGACGUCAUCAAGGAGUUGGCAGACGUCGUGUCAGCCAAGAAUGCUGGGAAUCGCGUUAAUCUCUCGGAGCCCGAACUGUCCAUCAUCGUCGAGGUGAUCAAGGGCCUUUGCUGCAUCAGUAUCCUUCCAGAUUAUCUCAAGCUGAAGAAGUACAAUCUGCUGGAACUCUCAGGAGGCUCAGGAGCGCCAAAUCGCAACACCGGCGAAGGCAGUCAGACACAAGAGACAAAGUCCUAAGCGAAAUAAACGGAUUUUGCACU
This is a messenger RNA of Phlebotomus argentipes, 953 nucleotides long. Its product is annotated as THUMP domain-containing protein 1 homolog. The transcript has a single exon. NCBI's taxonomy places the organism in Eukaryota, Metazoa, Arthropoda, Insecta, Diptera, Psychodidae. The record is from RefSeq and is a predicted model, not a curated record. Gene Ontology annotation, biological process: tRNA modification. Gene Ontology annotation, molecular function: RNA binding. Bases 97 to 930 code for a protein of 277 amino acids.